AUGAAUUCGAACUUGGAUAUUCUCCCACUCUUUCUUUCUUUCUUUCUUUCUUUCUUUCUUUCUUUCUCUCUUUUUCUCUCUAUUUCAUGUGGUGACGAUAUUUGCGUUGCUGAUCAUUCAAUUGGAAUAAAGCCGUGUUUGUUUUCCUCUCUUGUUUUAGGGCAUAACGGCCACUUCCGUGGUCUGCAGACCGCCUUUGCGGCUAAAAAACACCUCUUUUCGCGCCACGCCCUGUUUACAGCUUCAUCCUCACAGCCUCUAUCUAUCUAUCUAUUAUUAUUAUUAUUAUUAUUAUUAUUAUUAUUAUAUGUAGUCGUCGUCGUCGUAAUCGUAUCGUCCAUUUUCUUUCUUUCUUUCAUUCUUUCUUUCGUUCUUUCUUUCUUUGUUUUCCUCGCGUAUUUUCUCAUUAUCCAUUGUAAAUAUUUCCUUCUUUCUUUCUUUCUUUCUUUCUUUCUUUCUUUCUUUUCCAUUUAUUACUUUAUUUUUCAGUCGUCCAUUUUCUUUCUUUCUUUCUUUCUUUCUCUCUUGUCCAUUUUCUUUCUUUAUUUCUUUCUUUCUUUCUCUCGUUCUUUAUUUCUUUCUUUCUUUCUUUCUUUCUUUCUUUCUUUCUUCUGCUCGCGUAUUUUCUCAUUAUCUAUUGCCAAUUUUUACUUGCUUUCUUUCUUUCUUUUCCAUUUAUUUUUUCUCUUACGUUUUUAUUUUUGUCUUUUCUUUCUGUCUUCCUCUCUUUUUUCUUUAUAUUUCAGUAGUCCAUUUUCUUUCUUUCUUUCUUUCUUUCUUUUUUUCUUUCUUUCUUCUCCUCGCGUAUUUUCUCAUUAUUUAUUGCCAAUAUUUCUUUCUUUCUUUCUUUCUUUCUUUCCAGGCUUGUCAAGUCAGUAA
Acanthosepion pharaonis is the source of this 879-nucleotide messenger RNA. Lineage: Eukaryota; Metazoa; Mollusca; Cephalopoda; Sepiida; Sepiidae. The record is from the annotation of a GenBank genome assembly.